Molecule: messenger RNA, 1137 nt
Organism: Periophthalmus magnuspinnatus
Lineage: Eukaryota; Metazoa; Chordata; Actinopteri; Gobiiformes; Gobiidae
Gene: pjvk
Product: pejvakin
Exons: 6
Coding region: 19-1131 (370 amino acids)
Biological process (GO): programmed cell death
Cellular component (GO): cytoplasm
Source: RefSeq, a predicted model, not a curated record
ACUCAUAUUUGGGCUAGAAUGUUUGCGGCAGCCACCAAGAACUUUGUGAAGCAGGUGGGAGACACGGGGAAGCUGAUCCCUGUGCCCAGUCUAAGCGAGGCCGACCGAUACCAGCCCCUCAGCCUGGUCAACCGCAAGAGGAGGCGCCGCUUCUUUAAGAAAUACAAGUUCUCCUCUACUCCGUUCUCCCUCAAAGACAUCCUGGUAGGGGAGAAGGAGAUCACAGCAGGCGUGUCUUCAUACCAGCUGCUGAACUAUGAGGACAAGUCGGACGUGGCUCUGAACGGUCGCCUUGGUAACCAUGUCAUCAACGACGUGGGCUUCAACAUCAGCGGCUCUGACUCGGUGGCCGUCAAAGCAUCCUUCGGGAUCGUGACCAAACAUGAGCUGGACGUGCCCACGCUACUGCGAGAGCUCAAUUCUAGGAAGGUGGACCUGGAUCACUGCCUCGUGCGACAGUCCCGGGACAGUGGGCGCAGCGUCAUGUGUGUGGUGGUGGAGAGCAUCAGGACCACCAGGCAGUGUUCUCUGACCGUCCACGCAGGGGUCAGAGGCACCACCAUGAGGUUCCAGAUCGAUGAUGGCCGGAACCCCAAAGGCCGAGACAAGGCCAUAGUGAUCCCCGCACACACCACCAUCGCCUUCAGUGUGUGUGAGCUGUUUGUGAGGCUGGACGGACGGCUGGAUAUCUGUGUGGCUCUGGACUCUCAGGGCGGGUUUGAGCGGGAGCAGAUCAGAGAACAGCUCGGAGGCUUCAUCGGACGCUUCUCCUUUGGUCGACUGAGGCGUUUCCUAUCCGGAAUCAUCUACGGCAACCCGUUCAGAGCAGAUGAGAGAACAUUCGAGGAAUUGACUUACUCAGACACCUACGACAUGGAGAUGGUGCCAGACUACUAUGAGAAGGCUGCCAGUAUGACGGACAUCUCCACAGCUUACCUCCGGGAGAGCAGCCACACCAGGGUGAACCUCCUGAAACACAACAUCCCCAAAGGGCCGUGUGCACAGUGCGGGAUGGGACAGCAGAAGAGGGAGACGGUCUAUGGGUGCCUGGAGUGCACACACGGAGGCCAGAAGUACGUCCGGCUACAUGUGGUGCACUGCUUUGACCUCUGGCACAAGCUGCUGAGGUGAAGAAAG